Stylophora pistillata is the source of this 4662-nucleotide messenger RNA. Its product is annotated as cyclic AMP-dependent transcription factor ATF-6 alpha. Lineage: Eukaryota; Metazoa; Cnidaria; Anthozoa; Scleractinia; Pocilloporidae. Gene Ontology annotation, cellular component: nucleus. Gene Ontology annotation, molecular function: RNA polymerase II cis-regulatory region sequence-specific DNA binding; DNA-binding transcription factor activity, RNA polymerase II-specific. Gene Ontology annotation, biological process: endoplasmic reticulum unfolded protein response; regulation of transcription by RNA polymerase II. The record is from RefSeq and is a predicted model, not a curated record.
AGAGGUUGGCCGAUUAUGGAUACCGCUGCUAUGAGUCAUAGCCUCGGGUCUUUUAGUUUUCUAAACGAUUCAAGCACAAAAAAAAUCAGUAUGAAGAGAUCAUUGAUACCUAGAAGGUUCUAAUGCACUCUUACAGAAGGUCAACUGGAGGCCAUUGCGACUCCUCGCCCACGGCUAUGCAGGGAGUGGCACGUGUGCACGGUAUUUUGCAAGACGGCUGGGCUCUCUUCUUAUGAGCACGAGUCUUUUUCUUACCCUACAGAAAAACGAGGCCGAAAUUUGGAAUUUCAAGCAUGUGUUUUCAGAAAGGGACUAAAUGACUCGUUUCAUCAGUAAUUUCUCAUUCCUGGGUAUGGGUAUGGGGCUUUUUUUUAUUUCUCAAGCUUCUAACGGAGGACUGUCGUUUGACUAUCUAUCAGUAGCUCUUUUGUGUCAGAAACCCACAGAUCAAGCGUCUUUAUUUUACGUUUUCCAGAUGGAUGUAGACAAGCGAAGGCGUGAACAACACGAAACGCGUAUGGCGAAAAGAGCCUCCACUUGACUGAAAAACGCAAAAAUAAAUUAAGAACACUCUCUCGGGCGUAAUUUAGGAAUUGUUUGGAAGCUUUGUAAACUGAGAGAAAUCCUGUAAGAACCAUGUUACGAGACUUGUAAAAUCGAGUCAUGGCAAAAAUGGAGUGUAGAAAAAUGAUUUUGACUGUAAAUGUCAUUGCAUAUAAAUGAGAAUGAUUUUUCAUGCAAUCGGACAUGUACAUACGCAUUCGAUGGAACCAUCUGAAAACAGACGGACAGUCCGAGGUAAGGCGAAACUGCCCGAAAUCAGUUGAAACCGUUCCGAAACAGACUAACGCCUGUCCAAAGUCGGAUUUUGACCCAUUCAUGAUAGUAUACUUUUAACAACGAAAAGGUUUUGUUGCGGGUUGUCGGGAGUAACAAGUUUUCGUUAAGUUUUUUUUCUGAAGAAUGUAUACAGUACAUACUUUCAACACUCAACGCGUACCGUUUUGCGCCAUGCGACCUUUUUUCUCAUAUCUUGUACUGUUUAUCUAUUUCUCAAACAAUCUUCUAUGGGAGUAAAUUUGAGCAGUUUACUUAAAAAAAAUAAUUUUAUUAAUUUUAUACAAUUUCUAACAUGCUGAUGUAUGGACUUUGUAUAUUUAUUUCACUAUUUCCGGAGGAGAUAGAAAUAACUGAAACAGCAUAUAUUAUUAUUGUUGGUUUUCUCGUGACCUCAUCAAAGGUAAGAAAUAAGGAAUUUUCAAUCCUUUUUUGAUUUUAGUUUAAUUAGUUAAUAGCAUUGCUUAAGGCUUAUCUUUUUACAAAUUUUCAGUUUGAUAGGUUUUUCUUGUCGUAAUAAAGCAAGGUUGAAUUUCAAAGCUUUCCGUGACACGAUAUCAAAAUGGCGGUCGAGAGUGCUGUAACGUAGGUAAAAAAAAGUCUUUCAUCCGAUGAGAUUUCGCAAUCUGAACAAUUCUUGUGUGAGAAUAAGUUCUGGUAUAGAUGUAUUUGAGCCUUCAGAUGACAACUACAGGCUUUUUCACAGCAAACCUCGAUGACAGAUGUUUUUGCUAGCUUCCGGCCGACAUAUUUGUGCCCCUUGGGAUAACACAGACAUGGCGUCUUUUAGCUUUUUUAAACAUUUCUUCGGAUAUCUCCAUCAAGAAACAACACACAGGCCUGAAUCUCUACGAGACUGUUUGAAUAUUCACAUCUCCUUUCAUCUCUUUGAUUCUUGACUCUGUUGAAUGGUUCUGAUGAAUGGUUCUGAUGUGACAGUGAAAACAGGCCAUUCUCCUGCUCAUUCCGCUGUUUUUGAAGCUUAAGGAGUUGUUAACAAAGUGGAAAAAAAAUUUUCCCCUCUACUGCUUAAAAAAGUAAGAAAGGAGUUCGAGAGGGUCGCUAGACUGUUAUGCUGCCUAGACGAGUCCAGGAAAUGCGGUGAGUUACGCAACGUAUUCGAUCCCAGAACUCUUCACGCGUCACAUUUUGGUGUCCGAGGGAAAUCUGGGUACGAGAAACUGGUAUUUCAUAAGUGAUGAAUCAGUCUUCGCUGGUUUGAACGAAUUUUUGUUUUACAUCUCGGGUUUUGUAUUGUACUUUAGUUUGGUGUUGGGGUUUUAUAUACUGUAAAAGAUGAUGUCUCAGACAGAACUUUUAGCCUGGUCGGAGCCGGACACGAAAUUUUUUGCCGACAAUCUACUAGGAGUUGAAGAUUGGGGAGACUCUAUCACAGAUGUGAAAUUUAACCCAGAUGACUUAUUUGGUGGGGGUGAAGAUGAUGAUAUGGAUUUAGAGGGCAAAGGAGAUCACCUGAGUGAAUUUCUAUCAAGUUUGGGCGAUUCUUCUUCCUCUUCGAUUAUUGAAGAUUUCGAUUUUCCAUCUGGUGUUUGCAUUAAAGAAGAACCCCUGUCUCCUUCCUCCUCAAACUCGUCUUGCGUGUCUCUUCCAAGUUCACCAGAAAAUCAGUUUUUAAUUAAUGGGGAGAGUUCACCAGUGCAUCAGCCAAAUGCAGAGUUUGAUUUAUCGCAGACAAGCUUACUCCCUGCUAGUCCUUCUUGCAUUAAGACGGAAGCAACUCUCGCACCACUUGCAUGCAAUGUCAAACAGGAGAAAAUACCCAUGCAGUCAUGUGGCGUCAAAUCCAUCCAGCCCAUGCCAGUGGUCACGGCUGUACCUGUCGGUAUCCAGAACGCACAGAUUGGACAUGCUACAACUAAACCUGCUGGAGGUAUUCCAGUAUAUAUUCCUUGUACUGGUUCACUACCGAGCAAUGGUGUAGUUUCAGUUGUAGUUGGGAAGAAUGUUAAUUCUGCAUUAACCAAACCAGUGAAUGUUGGCAUUACAAAGUCAAGUACCACCUCUCCAGAAACAGAUGCAAAAAUUUUGAAAAGGCAACAGAGAAUGAUAAAAAACAGAGAAUCUGCAUGCUUAUCCAGAAAGAAGAAGAAAGAGUACCUGCAAAGCCUUGAAAGUAAAGUAAAGGAGAUCUCAAACAUAAAUGAAUCAUUACGAGCACAAAAUGAAGGCUUAAAAAGAAGAGUCAAUGAACUGGAAGUAGAGAAUGCACUGUUGCGUAGCAAACACCCAGAGUUGACCAGCACCAUUAAGAAAUCCACGUGUGUUUUAGCUGUUGUUCUGUUUGUUGCUCUAAACGUUGGUCCUUUCAGCAACCUUAAGGAACAGUGGAAAUUUAACAAAGCAGAUCUGCUACCAGGCUCAGUUGUCCGUCAUGGAAGAGCCCUUCUUAAUUACCAAGGAGAUGGGGAUGUGAGUGACAUUGAUAAACCAAUAGCGUUUAGCCCUUUCAAUCAACGUCGUGAAAGAAAACCAUUUGCCAAGGCUCACCCUAGCAUGCUCAACACUUCUCACAAGAAGUCUUCACUGCUCAAGAGUAGAAAUGUAGAGAGAAAGGACUUAAUGGUGAUUAGGAACAAGUGGGACUUCCUUGGUGAUUCGAGGCAGAAGAGAAGGAAUACAAAACGAAACGAAAGGAAUCCUAAGUUAAGGAGAAAGAUUGCUGAGAAACAACAUAAUGCAACAUUGGAUGAUGAUCAAUUUUACUGCCCAAGUAAUUUAAACAAGACUGAAGUGAACAGGAUAAACGAGGCUCUUGUAGGUUGGGUAAGGAGAUAUGAAAAUCAGCAGAUCUUAAAACAGAAAAAACAAAGGCGUCGGCAGACUAAGAUGCAAUCUGCCAUCAAAGAGCUUGCCUUGAGACUGACAUCAAACUGCACAACAGAGGCCAAGCGAAAAAUAAGCAGGCACAAGUUUUUGCGGAAACAUAAUACUGCUUCAACACAUGCAGUGCAGCUAUUCCAAAGAGCCGAUAAAUUCAAAACGUUUGAGGAGGAAAUUAACAAGAAAUCAGAUACUUUGUACAUAGUUUCUUUUCGAGGGGAUCAUUUGGUAUUUCCUGCCACCGAGUACAACGCAACACAAAGGCCUAAGAUGUCAUUCAUGAUUAUGGCGCCACCUAACAGAACGGAGUGGCAGCGUAAUAACGCCAGGAAAACUGACUUAGUCACCAUGAUGCAAAUCGACUGUCAAGUUAUGGACACGAAAUUUAUUAAUAUCAAGAAGUCAAGUAUUCCUAUGCCCCACCCCGAUAGUUCUUCUUUUGGCACCUCGACACCAGUCUCCGUCCCUCGUGAUUUCAGCGCUCCGUCGGGGAAUACUUUCGUGAAACCUGCGAAAUAACUUACCUCGAUGAACACCAGAAAAUUAGGACUGACCGUACUUGAGGGCCUUGCAAAGAGAUAUUUCUAUGUCUUUUUUUAGUACUGGGUCUUUAAUGUGUAUUGUCUUCCACCAAACGAAUAAAAAUUUUUGACCCGUCAGAUGAUACGAUUAAAUCGCUCAAGUGCUUUCCACAUUUUCCACAUUAUUUAAGGUACCUUUUCAGUGAAACUAUUAAAGUCAUGCUAUCUCUCACACCAUGCAUUUAGGCUCGAUUUCUUCCGAAGAGCGGCUGUUUAUCGUGCCUAUUUCAGAUCUUGAUUAGAGAAUAUGGUAACUACCUUGUAUAGUUUAUGUCACCGUAGUUUUUAUACACAUGAAAUCCUGUACUUGUUGUAGAACUCGUCGAGCAGAUAUUGUCGAUGGACAAAGUUUGUAAUGUAUUAAAGUAAAAAAAAACUAAAGAAAUAAACUGAGUGGAUGUAA